AAACUCAUCUGCGCAUUUGUAGUAAGCUUAGAUAAGAUAUGAAAGUCAUAAUAGUGUUUCUACUUACUACAUUUGCAGGUCUGGGUUGGUGUUCAGAUUUCCCCGGGGUUAAAACUUCAGAGAAAUUUGACAAUGAUUUGAGUCUUGAUACAAACGGAAAUUAUUUGCUGUUCUGGAACUUCAAUGACUCGCACGUGACAUUUGAAGUGCAUGUACGAACUAAAGGAUGGGUUGGAUUUGGCCUGUCAGAUAAUGGGAACAUGUUUCCUGGAGAUGUCGUCGUAGGCUGGGUUACCGACGAUGGCACUGUUCAUUUUUCUGACCGUCACACGGUAGGACACAAAAUGCCAGUUAUGGACAAGUCACAGGACUGGGAGCUACUGUUUGGCGAGGAAAACGAGUUCGGUACAACCCUCAAGUUUGUCAGAAAGAUAAACACGUGUGACGCUGCUGAGGACAAAGUCAUACCAGAAGAGACAGUUCGUCUAAUCUAUGCUUACGGUUCGAAUGAUCCUAGCGACGACAACUCUAUAACCUACCAUGGUAUCACUCGAGGGACAAAGAGUGCGUCACUUCUCAAUCCUACCAAGACCGAUGUGAAACUUCCUGAUGAUGUCAGGCAUUUCGAUUUCCUCAAUGGUAACUUUCUAGUACCAUCAGAUAAGACGACAUAUAAUUGCAAAGGUUUCAAGCUGCCACCAAUAGGAAAACAUCAUAUGAUAAAGUAUGAACCAAUCAUAACACCCGGGAACGAGUUACACGUGCAUCAUAUGAUUCUAUACCGAUGCAAUAUAAAAGACCCUGACUAUUGGGAUGGAAAAUCUGGCACAUGCUACAAGGCCAGAACUCUACCACAGUGUCCGAUUGUUACUGUAGCUUAUGCAGUAGGAGGAGGGCCAUAUUACUUUCCCGAUCAAGUUGGGUUUCCGAUCGGUGGACCGGACGAAGAAACAUUCUUUUUAAUGGAGACGCACUAUGACAAUCCCACCCAAAAAGCACAUUUGAUAGACAAUUCUGGUAUGCGUUUAACACUUACAUCGAAUCUACGUCAGCACGAAGCUGGUAUGUUACUUCUGGGCUCGAUGGCUGACGAGUCACAAGUUAUACCCCCAGGACUAAAUGACUUCUUAUUCAAGUCUUACUGUACAGAGGAUUGUGUGAAUAAGGCAUUUACUCAAAGCAACAUGACAGAGAUUAAAGCUAUUGGUGUAAUGCAGCAUGCACACUUACUUGGCGCGGCAAUAGAAACAAGACACUUUAGAAAUGGAAAAGAGAUCAAACCUUUGUUCACGGAUCCCAGUUAUGACUUCGACUUCCAACAAACUCGACCAUUACCAAAAGAAGUUUCAAUCUAUCCGGGUGAUAGUUUCCAGGUGGAUUGUACAUAUGAUUCGACAGAGAAAAACUCUACAACGUUUGGUGGACUCACGACUCUAGACGAGAUGUGCUAUUCAUUUGUGUUCUAUUAUCCCAAGAUGGAGUUAGGAACAUGCAUUUCACGCCCUAAAUUGGACAACUUCCCCUUUGACACAAGGAAUAAACAUCAUGCAUUCGGGACAUAUGAUUGGACAAGCAAUUUGGAUUAUUUCAUGUCUCAUGUUUAUAAUGGAACUUUCGAACAGUACUGCUUCGGCCCGAAACUACCAGUACAGUGGCCAUUCCCAACUUUCAUACCUCCCGAACCAGUACAGAAAUACCUUCCGCCUCCUACAGACUGCUUUUCUCCUUAGUCAGAGUGUCCCGGUCAAGUUCUUUGAUUCAUUUGACAAUAAAUGUAACAAGAAUAUGCAUUUGGAAAUAAAUUGCUACAUUUU
Mercenaria mercenaria is the source of this 1814-nucleotide messenger RNA. Its product is annotated as DBH-like monooxygenase protein 1 homolog. Lineage: Eukaryota; Metazoa; Mollusca; Bivalvia; Venerida; Veneridae. Gene Ontology annotation, molecular function: copper ion binding; dopamine beta-monooxygenase activity. The transcript is spliced from 12 exons. The coding region runs from base 39 to 1730 and encodes 563 amino acids. Gene Ontology annotation, biological process: dopamine catabolic process; norepinephrine biosynthetic process; octopamine biosynthetic process. The record is from RefSeq and is a predicted model, not a curated record. Gene Ontology annotation, cellular component: secretory granule membrane.